Messenger RNA from Odontomachus brunneus, 1302 nucleotides. RefSeq lists its product as uncharacterized. Gene Ontology annotation, cellular component: membrane; neuronal cell body; dendrite. The coding region runs from base 63 to 1247 and encodes 394 amino acids. Gene Ontology annotation, biological process: sensory perception of taste. The transcript has 5 exons. Lineage: Eukaryota; Metazoa; Arthropoda; Insecta; Hymenoptera; Formicidae. The record is from RefSeq and is a predicted model, not a curated record.
GCGGGGCGGUGGAACGAUAGUCGCGGCGCCGUGCUUUUCCCGUGCUUUUCCCGUGCGCGAUCAUGCUGGAAAACUGCCGAUGGUUGCUGUACGCGUCUCGCGUUUACGGCUGUCAUCCGCACACGAUCCGAGAGGACGACUCCACGCCGGCGACAGCGGCCACGCGUUUCCGUCCGCUGAUGCUCUACUCGGUUGUCGCGUGCGGCGUGUACUGCGCGGCGGCGUAUCACGCGAGCAGCUUACUCGAAUGCGUUUCCGCGGGCGCGAUGAUCGUCGGCUGCGCGGUGCAGCAGGUCGAUCGGUACACCCGCAGCCUCUUCAUGAUCCUGACGACGGUGCUGUCGUGCCUGUGUCACCUGGACUUUGAGCGCGCCGUAGCGUCCGCGCGCAAAUUCGACGAUCUGACGCGGCACUACCGCCGCCGGGCGGACGUCAACAGCGGGCCGCCCGUGAAUCGUCGCGUCCAGUGGCUGGUGUUGUUCGGCGUCCACCUAGUCUGGGCUCUGUACGGCGUGCACGUGAGGUACGCCAUGGAUGACAAAAUUGGAUGGCACACGAUCGCGAUUAUGAGUUUCAUGCGCGCCGCGUUCUCCACGGAGGUCGCAAAAUUCUGCUUCCUGUACGACGCGUUGCGUCGCAGGUUCCGUCUCGUCAAUCAGCUGUGUUGCGGAUCGUCCGAUGCCGCGACGUCGUCGAGUCAUCAACGAGUCACCGUGUCCACUGAUAAACGUUGCUCGAAUUAUCACGUGCGAAGGGUGACCGUCGGCGUGAACGCGCCCGAAGAACUCACGAUCUUACAUCUUCAGCGAUUGCAUCGGUGUCUCACCGACGCGACCAAAUAUCUCAGUUCCCACUACAGUCCGCAGUUGCUCUGUUGGCUCGCGUGCUUGUUAAUGGACAUUCUGAUGUACAUUUUCUUCGCUGUUUACACGGUGAACAGAGCCAGGACAGUUAUUCUUCAGUGUGUAAUACUCGUAUACCUGUCGGUUCAAAUUAUCGCUGCAAGUCGCGUCUGUCACUUGACGUGCGAUCAGGCGAACGCGCUGGCGAGAAUAGUGCUUUCGAUGGGAACUUCCGCAUUCAGACGCAACGAAUUUUUUACCGAAGCGAUCGAAUUGGGCGUGUAUCUUCGAAUACAACCGUUACGCAUCAGAGUCUUCGGCUUGUUUAACAUGGACAACCGAUUUCCAUUCUCGGUGUUUGGUGUUAUACUGAUGUACGUGAUCUUGGCUUCGUCCCUUCAUUAAAUCGCGGCAUUGAGCGAGCAGACGACAAGUACACGGAAACAAGGAAAUAAACGAU